Dermacentor silvarum is the source of this 1833-nucleotide messenger RNA. RefSeq names its product probable 4-coumarate--CoA ligase 2. The coding region runs from base 191 to 1801 and encodes 536 amino acids. NCBI's taxonomy places the organism in Eukaryota, Metazoa, Arthropoda, Arachnida, Ixodida, Ixodidae. Gene Ontology annotation, molecular function: CoA-ligase activity. The record is from RefSeq and is a predicted model, not a curated record. The transcript has 10 exons.
UCGUUUAAUGACAGGAUGUCCCGCUAUUUAGCUAGAUCUGGAUGCUUUCGUGUAAUGUGAGGCGACGUGGUUGGCUUACGAAUAUAAAGAGACGGACAAAAGUGCAUGUCAGCUUGUCGAGCUCCUCAAAGUAGCCAGAGAAGAAUAGCUUGUCUCAAGGUGUCAACCGUAGAAAACAUUCUGAACCAACAUGAAGGCUACAAUCAAGGAUGGCAUUGUGUACUCCCCGCACCCGAAGGUUGACAUCCCACUGUGCUCUGUCUACACAGCAAUGAAAGAAUUCAUCACAACGUCUCCUGAUCAACUUGCACUGGUGGACGAGAAGUUGCGCCUCACACGUGGCGAGUUCUUUUCCCGCAUGCGGAGUUACGCGGCGGGCUUCCAGGCGCAGGGCAUCCGGCUGGGCGACCGCGUCUGCGUGCAUCUAGACAACAGUGUCGAGAACAUGGUUGUUCUUUUCAGCAUCACCUUCACGGGGGCCUCGGUGCUGCUAUCGAAUCCUGUGUUGAACGAAAACGAGCUUCUCUUUCAAGUCGACCAUGGGGAUGCAACUCACAUCUUGACGAGUCCACAACACGCAGCUAAGGUUACUGCAGUUAAGGACAAAACGAAAGUUAAGGGUUUGUUUAUAAUCGGCGAGCCUGUUCCUGGCUUUGUGUCCGUGUCUGAUUUCACGGAAUUGAACGAAGACGACUUCAAGGAAGUGCCCAUUGCAGACCCUAAGCAGACCACUCUCGCUGUGUUCUACUCAUCCGGUACGACGGGCGACGCCAAAGGAAUGGAGAUAUCUCACUACAGUCUCGUCGCCAACCUAUACAUGACCAAGGUCCUGGUUAACUAUGAACCCGGAGAUGUCCUCCUCGCCUGGUAUCCCAUAACGUAUGCAUCCGGUUUCAUGUUCAUACCAGCGGCGGCCUACGCCGGAGCCACAUGCGUCAUUGUACACCCCGGAUUGACGUUUGACCAGUUCGUCUAUUACGUCACAAAAUACAACGUUACUACAGUAGCGACAGUUCCGGUGCGGCUGCACUAUUACCUGGCCGACAUGAUGCGGACAGGGACGAAGCUGCCCUCCGUAAAGAAAAUCAACAUGGGUGGCACUGUCUUGACCCAAACAUUUGCCAACAAGGUACUGGAAGUCUUUGAUGGCGUCCGCUCCCUUCGGAACCAUUAUGCUACAUCUGAAUCCUGCGGUCUUCUGUGUUCUCCUCCUAGUGGCGAAAUAUCUUCGGGAAACGUUGGCUUUCCGGCACCAAUGGUUGAGCUAAAGUUCAUCGACAUGGAUACGGGCGAGAAAGUGGGACCGAGGCAAUACGGCGAGCUGUACUUUCGCAUUCCGAGCGUCAUGAAGGGGUACUACAAAAAUCCCGCGCUCGUCAAGGAGUUUAUGGAUGAGGACGGAUGGUGCAAAUCAGGGGACAUCAUGUACUAUGAUGAAGAUGGUCGCGUGUACUUUGUCGACCGGGUGAAGGACAUGAUCAAGUGCCUAGAUCAGCAAGUGUCGUCUAUGGAGCUGGAAUGCCUGCUGCAGAGCCACCCCAGUGUGGCCGACGCCGCCGUAGUUGGAGUUGCGAAGACAGAGUACGGCGAUGCCCCGACUGCCUUCGUGGUUCUUCGAGACCCGACAGCUGCCUCCCCCGAAGUGGCAGCGAAACUAAAGGAACACGUUGCAUGCAAAACUGAAAAGUUUAAGCAUCUCCACGGUGGACUUGUGUUUAUGGACCGUUUGCCCCGGAACACCAACGGCAAGGUCAUCAAGCGCCAACUGAAGCUCUUAUAUGAUAAAUCGAAGGUGUACUAAGGCCCCUGAUUGUGAUCACCUGAUGGAGCAGA